UCGGUCAAGACCCAGAACGUAGGAGGUACCCGGUUACCAUACCACUUGACAAGGAGUAUAAGCAGGAUUCAAAUCCCUAAAUCCCUACAGCAAACCAGCCGGCGGAACCAAACUUCUGACCCUCCAGUUUCCUGGAGGUCACGCGAGUGUGUUACGAGAAGUCGAUGGCUUUUGCCUGGCGGAGGCCUGACAGGAGCGGACUAUGCACCGGAAGCAGAAGGAAGGAGUUGUUGAUUGUUGGAGGUUCUUUUGGUCUUCGUGAGUUUUCACAAAUCCGUUACGAUGCUGUGAAGAUUAAAAUCGAUCCUGAAUUAGAAAAAAAACUGAAAAUGAAUAAAGUGUCACUGGAAUCAGAGUAUGAGAAAAUAAAGGAUUCCACUUUUGAUGACUGGAAGAAUAUUCGAGGACCCAGGCCUUGGGAAGAUCCUGACCUCCUUCAAGGACAAAAUCCAGAAAUCCUGAACACUAAGACAGCUUGACUGUGCCGAUUCUUUUUUUUUUUUUUUUUUAAUGUUAUCAACUAAAUUCCCACUAUAGACUCCUAUCCUGGGGAAGGAAAAUUCCAGAUCUGCAAAAGCCUGGAUGUGAGUAAUUUGAUGACAGAUAAUCUUGAUUUAAAAAUCAACCACAGUUUUUUUGCUUCCCAAAUCUGCCAUUGCAAAUGGAAGUAAGUGUUGACCACAAAUAGUUUAUACCACUCAAUAAAAAUGUGAACAUGCUA
Molecule: messenger RNA, 721 nt
Organism: Molossus molossus (Pallas's mastiff bat)
Lineage: Eukaryota; Metazoa; Chordata; Mammalia; Chiroptera; Molossidae
Product: cytochrome c oxidase assembly protein COX16 homolog, mitochondrial
Exons: 4
Coding region: 165-479 (104 amino acids)
Biological process (GO): mitochondrial respiratory chain complex IV assembly
Cellular component (GO): mitochondrial inner membrane
Source: RefSeq, a predicted model, not a curated record